Messenger RNA from Mycetomoellerius zeteki, 1257 nucleotides. RefSeq names its product farnesyl transferase alpha (gene Fnta). Lineage: Eukaryota; Metazoa; Arthropoda; Insecta; Hymenoptera; Formicidae. Gene Ontology annotation, biological process: protein farnesylation; protein geranylgeranylation. The coding region runs from base 159 to 1160 and encodes 333 amino acids. Gene Ontology annotation, cellular component: CAAX-protein geranylgeranyltransferase complex; protein farnesyltransferase complex; cytoplasm. The record is from RefSeq and is a predicted model, not a curated record. Gene Ontology annotation, molecular function: CAAX-protein geranylgeranyltransferase activity; protein farnesyltransferase activity. The transcript has 6 exons.
AGACAAGAUUUAUUCGAAAAUUUUAAAUAUGAAGACACGUAACGCUGAUUAUAUUGCAAUAAAUGCAGCAACCAAGUAGAUUUUUAAAGUUUUUAACGUCGACGUUGUUAGAACCGUGUUUUAGCACUGAAGGAAGUGCAAAAGUGAAUUAGAAAACCAUGUCAGACAGUUCUGACGACGAAUUAAAUAGCAGCGAUGAUCACGAGAAAACGUCGUGGAUAUUGUAUAAAGACCGCGUUGAGUGGAAUGACGUAACUCCUAUACCCCAGGAUGAUGGUCCUCAUCCUGUCGUAUCCAUUGCAUAUUCCGAAAAAUUUAAGGAUGCCUAUGAUUAUUUUCGUGCCAUUUUAAAGUCAAGUGAAAAGUCAGAACGUGCAUUAGCUUUGACGGAAACCUGUAUAUGGCUUAAUCCAGCCAAUUAUACUGUAUGGCAAUACAGAAGAGAGAUACUUAAAACUCUGGCAAAAAACUUACAUGAAGAACUAAAAUAUGCAGAUCGAAUGAUAAAGUAUAAUUCUAAAAAUUAUCAAGUUUGGCAUCAUAGGAAGGUCAUUGUAGAAUGGUUGCAAGAUCCUAAUGAAGAAUUAGCAUUCAUAGAAACUGUUUUAUGUAAAGACGCAAAGAAUUAUCAUGCUUGGCAACAUCGUCAAUGGUGUAUACAAACUUUUAAUUUAUAUGAUAAGGAAUUGGAAUAUGUGGAACAGUUGUUAAAUGACGAUGUCCGUAAUAAUUCUGCUUGGAACCAGCGCUAUUUUGUUAUAAGUAAUACAACAAAGUUUGAGCAAGAAGUGAUAGAUAGGGAAGUUGAUUUUACAUUGGAGAAGAUUGAGUUGGAAAAAGGAAAUGAGAGUGCUUGGAACUAUUUAAGAGGAAUAUUAUCACAUCAUAGCAAAGGUUUAGGUUAUAAUGAGAAAGUAAGACAUAAAUGUGAAGAAAUGUAUAAAGAAGGAUGCCGCACUAAUCAUUUAUUGGCCUGUAUGAUUGAUAUUUGCCAAGAAAGAUGUCCAUCAGACGAAACCCCAUCUCCUCUGUUUCAUAUUAAUUUUGCAUACGAGCUGUGCAAGGAUUUAUCGAAAAAAUAUGACACAAUAAGAUGGCGAUAUUGGGAUUAUGUGGCUAGCCAGCUAGCGAUAAAAUUGAAAACAGAAUCUUCAGAUUAAGAACUAAAGCGAUUUCUAUAGUGUGAAUUCUAAAAAAAAUUUAGAUAAUAUUUUAUAUAUCAAUCUACAUGAUUGAUAUAUUUUGGCCUCUUUUGCC